AUGAUCGCUAACUACAGGGCCGCAUGUGUUCUUAGUAUUCUCGAAACAAUCAUUGAUGAUAAUCCAGAUAUGUUUUUGCCACGUGGCAGAGAUUCUGAAGAGCCAGUUACUCUGAGAGUUUUUGAAGAUGGAGAUCAACAAUUUUUGAUGAAAUCUGAAAUUUCUGAUGCUCUAAAAGCCAAACUAACAUUGAAUAAACGAUUGGAUACAAUCAGUUUGGAAGAGGUUCUCAAGAACUUUGACACCAAAAACAUCGAGCUGAAAAGGUUCGUACACAACCAGAAAGGAUGUCACAGAGUUUAUGGAUUGAAAUGCGAGGUAUGUGCUGCAGAAACUCGAGAAACUCAAGAAAAUCAAAAGUUAUCAAUUCUGGAGAAAGAACUGGCCGAUUUGAAAAUCGCCCAUCAGAAAAUUCUCGAAGAAAAUCAGCAAAAAUCGCUGGAAAUUCAAGAAUUACAACAGAAAAAUUUGAGAUUGUCUGUGAAGAACGAGACGAAUGAGGUGAAAAUGAAGCAGUUGACCGAUAAAUUGGCAAAUUCCAAGUUAUCGAUUGACGAUAGAAACUACAGUACCGCUUGCACAUCUCAGCUGAAAAUCCAAUGCCUCAUUUGCGAGAAAUCAAUUGAAUCUGAAAAAGAUCAGAUCAUCAGAUGUCCAUUGUGCAAAAGAAGAUUCCAUUCGAAGUGUGCAAUCGACUGGCUCAAAGAGCAUCAACAGUGUCCAGCAUGCAAUGGGGACCUCCCGAAAAAAAAUGCAAGCAUUCUGCAUUCCAAAAAAAGACGAAACAAAUUCCGACAUCACAAUCAAAGAUUUGAUCGAAUACGUCGCGUUUCCGCUCCGAGAAUACCUGAGCUUGCGAGACACAAAAUCUUCAAACGAUCUUCCGAUUCAUAUGAAAGCAUGUCGGAAGAAAUUUCGAAUAGAGCUCCAAAAGUGUUCGAAAGUCUGAAAGGCGAGAAAUACAUUCAUAGAAUCGAUUUGUACCCGAUUCUCGAGAACAUCGCUGUCAACACUAUAAUGCUUCCUCAUGAGCAAGUUCAUAAGCAAAUAGUCGAAUUCAUCAAAAAAGGGGAAUAUCGAAAAAUCGAUAAAAUCUUUGCCGAAAUCGAUCCGAUUGGUUAUAAUGAAGACGACUCGAGAUAUUAUAUGAAUUCGUAUCGAUCGAUGCCUCCAAUGCUGAGAAAAGAAAUGAGAGAUGCUUCUGUUAUCUAUGUACAAACGCAUAUUAAAAGAGCAUUGGGCACUUUGAUGAGGGAGAGAAACGAAUUUCAUUUCUUCAAACCGUUCGUCGACCCAAUGAUCGAUCCGCCUACCGUACGCCUAUUCGAGGACAAAGAUGAGCAAUAUGUGAUAAAAUCUGAAUUUUUCGAUUCCAUAAAUCUCCUUCUACCACUAAUCGAUCGAAUUUUGUUCGAGGAGGACCGAGAUGUCGGCAUUAUCAGUACUAUCAGUUUAACAGAUAUUAUGGAGUUUUAUGGGGAUCAUGCGAAGAAAAUCGAGUUCAUUCGCUACCCAAUCACGCGUCCCAAGCACAAAGGAGCCUACGUCCAAGGCCGAAACCGCCGAACUUUUUGUGUUCUCAUCGCCGACGCCUUCUUGGAAUGCAUGAAAUUCCUCAUUUCGCACUGUCAAAUUUUUCAAAAAAUCAAAGAUUUCAAUGUGAUUCAAAUCGUUUUCGAUGAGAUGGAAAAGGUGUUCCAUGCCGAUUUUUUCGCCGUAUUCAUGCACAGCCAGAAAGCGUGUCACAUGAUUAUGGGUCUCCAGUGUGUCGAGUGUAAUGAAAAUUGGCAUGACGAGUUUGAAAUCACUAGAAAUUACAAGGAAACUGAGAAUCCGUUCAGAAAAAUCAACAUUAAGAAGGAAAAGGACGAGCGAGAACGCGAAAUUAUUUGA
This is a messenger RNA of Caenorhabditis briggsae, 1893 nucleotides long. The record is from RefSeq and is a predicted model, not a curated record. Gene Ontology annotation, cellular component: membrane raft. The transcript has 9 exons. Bases 1 to 1893 code for a protein of 630 amino acids. Gene Ontology annotation, biological process: innate immune response. Lineage: Eukaryota; Metazoa; Nematoda; Chromadorea; Rhabditida; Rhabditidae.